AUGGCCCGUGAGGGCGCCGAUAUCACCAUAGUCUAUCUGCCAGAGGAGCAGCCAGACGCCGAGGAUACGAAAGCUAUGGUUGAGAAGGAGGGUAGACAGUGCCUCUGCAUUCCGUUCAACCUUGAGAAUGUCAAAGAGUGUGGACAGAUUAUCGACCAGCACAUGAAGAAGUUCGGCAAGCUGGACGUGCUGGUGAACAAUGCGAGCAAGCAGGUGAUGUGUAACGAUAUCGCAGAUAUAGAUCUGGACGUGGUUAGUUCGACUUUCCAGUCAAACAUCAUACAGAUGUUUGCUAUGACAAAGUUUGCCGUUCCGCACAUGAAGAAAGGAGGAUCCAUUAUCAACACAACCUCCGUCGUUGCCUUCCGCGGUACCCCCGAGAUGAUAGACUACGCCGCCACCAAAGGUGCCAUCGUCGCCUUCACCCGCGCACUCGCCAAAAACCUGACACCCAAGGGAAUUAGAGUUAACGCAGUAGCUCCAGGACCAGUCCAUACACCGCUCCAGCCAGCGUCGCGCCCGGCGGAACAGAUGGAAGGAUUCGGCCAGAAGUCGCAGAUCGACCGUCCGGGGCAGCCGAGCGAGAUCGCGCCGACUUAUGUCUUCCUUGCGUCCGCGGAGGCAUCGCUGUAUUACGGCCAGAUCAUGCAUCCGUAUCCUAUGGGGUGA
This is a messenger RNA of Morchella importuna, 669 nucleotides long. RefSeq lists its product as uncharacterized. The coding region runs from base 1 to 669 and encodes 222 amino acids. NCBI's taxonomy places the organism in Eukaryota, Fungi, Ascomycota, Pezizomycetes, Pezizales, Morchellaceae. Gene Ontology annotation, molecular function: oxidoreductase activity. The record is from RefSeq and is a predicted model, not a curated record. The transcript is spliced from 4 exons.